Coregonus sp. 'balchen' is the source of this 15022-nucleotide messenger RNA. The record is from the annotation of a GenBank genome assembly. NCBI's taxonomy places the organism in Eukaryota, Metazoa, Chordata, Actinopteri, Salmoniformes, Salmonidae.
AUGUCCGAGAAACUGCCCUUCAAAGUUGGUCAGUAUGAAUUUACAUUAUUUGUAUUCUUUAUCAUACACGCGAGCUUCAAGUCCUUCAUUGAUUGUGGAUUACCGGGUGGCUAGCCGGCUAAUGUUGUCGCGUAGUAUUGCUUUUAGCUUUCAAUUGGCUGGCUAGUGGGUAAUUUGGCUGACUCUAAAAUCAAAUGUUAAGUUAUCUUUGGACAUUUGGCUAACAAAACAUUUGCUAAUGUGCACUGGUAUUUAUACAUUUGUAUAAUCCAGUUGGGGUGGAACACAUGGUCCAUUUUCCUGCUGCCUUUUGUUAUAUUUAUUAUUAUUAGCAUUAUUUUUACAAUGUUUUACCCAUGCAUAACCAUUAACAGGAAUUUCAGCAUGCAAUUCACAUAUAACUUGGUAAAAUAUACGUUUUGUUACGUUAGUUACAGAAGGAAUAGAGUCGGCAUAACGAACAUAACACUGGCCCACAAGCAAGCAUGGUUUCAUUCAGAAUACUUAUUUCUAUGUUAAUGGUAGUUGUAGUCCAUUUAGUCGAGCCUGGUGUAUUCGUUCGUAUUCGGAACUUGGUAGUAAAACUACAUUACCUAAAUGUCAGUGUGGAGCCACCGGUUUUCAUUGAUUGACAGGCAGUCUGGCAAAGCAGAGAAAUAUAACAGUGUGCUAUUGUUGAUUGUGCACUAAAUCCAUAUUGUGUUUUUAUGGUUUAACUUUGGAGGGAAUUGGGCACAAGUUAAGAUUUGUUGAUAAUAAAAUAAAUAAUGCCCAACUUGUGACUUUGGUGACAAUGACAACACUUGUUUGAAAUUUCCCAUUCAUGAAGGGAAAAAUCUCCACACUUACUUGGAAGGGUUCCAUGAUGUGAAACUAUGUAGCCUGUGUGUAUAACGUUAGGCUUUACACCUUUCUACCAGCCUAUGUCUUACUUGGUUACAUAACUUUUUAAAAGGUCUCUCACCUAGUAUUUUUCAGUCCUCCCUUGUCACCCUGACACAGGUGUUUUAGGAAUAGUAGAGGGCUAGUUAAUCAAUGGCUUGAUGGUUAGUGCUAUCCGGGACCCUUGGGACGUCCCUAACCAUAACCCUUGGGACGUCCCUAACCACUUUAAAUGUAAACUUCGGUAGGGGGGGUAGGGAUGUCCAAAGGAUCCAAGGAACAUGGCUUGAUGGUAGUGUCCUGCCUUAGACUUUGUCCCACAACUUUCUGGGUCAGAGUUGCCCAAACGAUACUGUUAGCGUUGUAUCAUUCAGUUGAUAUUUUGGGGUGAACUAGGCCUAUUUUUUUUUAUGGCAUUUUUUUAUCUCAGACAUCCUGGAAUAAUAUCCAUGGCUACUUUUGAGCAGCCUAUAUUUUGCCUCAGUCUUGAUAGUUUUGCCUGGUGUGGACAUAUUUUGGACCCUCGACGCAAACUGGUAUGCUGGACUGCUCCAGUUCAGUGCGGUUAUGUUUGCAGUUGGCACACAUUCAGGCUCACUGCAUCUGACUGGCGUACAGGAAUAAGGUUCAGUUUAACUCUCGAACCCAAGUGGGGUAUACCCAGCUUACAGCCGGCACCCCAUGGGGUUGUCAGCUGACGGUGCUGAUCACAGCUGGCUCCCUCGUGAACAAUAAAUCCUGACGCUUUGUUUAAUCCCAACACUUUGUCUUGCGAUACGGUUUUGGAAACCUUUGGAACUUAACUUUCAUAAGCGAGAAUCUUUCAAAUACAAAAUAUACUUACUGUGCGCAUUUUAGAUACUUACUAUGCGACACAUCUUCUCACCUUGCGCUCGCAUUUCCAUUGGACCGUUCAUUCCACAUUUCCUGUGUUUCUCAAAAUACAGCCAGGUGCAACAUUCCUGAACUGUGUACAGUAAGUGUCUUGUAUUUGAAUAAUUAUUUCUCGCUUUAUAUGAAAGUUAAAUUCCAAAUGUUUCCAAAACUAUCGCGUGCGAGGCAUAUUUGUGUUUUAAUACAGAGCAUUUAGGCAGGGUCGGAGAGUCUGCGAAAUCCCCUGGGGUGGCAGACUGCUUUGUGAAUAGACAGUAAUGUUUAAUAACAUUUACCGUCUUUUUGAAAGGGCUAGGUUCAGUUAUGAGACCUCUGAAGAGUGCAGUGUUGGAUUGCAGCUGUUAAGAGCCAGUCGGCGGAAGCUGCAACUGAUCUUGACUCCCAAGCGAGUUCAGCCAGUGCAAGGCAGCUGCCAAUGUCUAACUUGAAGACAAACUACUGUCUCACUGCCAGCCCGCUCUCUCCUAAACCACAGCUUGAUCUCAAUAGAUCAUGAGAUGACUACUUGCAAUGAAAGUUUUGGAUAAAUUACAAAUUAUUUAAAAUCAAUGGCCAUGAAGUGAAGGAGAUGCCACGGGAAGGAAAUUAUCAUGGACAGUUUAGUCUUGAUCAACCUAUACUGAAAAAAAUAUAGAAACGCAACGUAACAAUUUCAAAGAUUUGUCUGAGUUACAGUUCAUAUAAGGAAAUCUGUCAACUGAAAUAAAUUCAUUAGGUCCUAAUCUAUGGAUAGUCAUGUGACUAUGGAACAUUUCUGCGAUCUUCUAUUUCAGCUCAUGAAACAUGGACCAGCACUUUACAUUUUGCGUUUUAUAUUUUUGUUCAGUGUACAUAACCUCAGUUAUACAGUAGUAGCCUAACUUGGACUUAAAGUGAUAGUUUACUCCAAAGGAAAAGUUCAGAACCCCAAAUGAUUGAGAAGGAUAAACUCUGGCUUAUUUGAUCACUUUAGAAGGUGCAUGUCCUUUCCCUUUUCAUUCUAGCUCUGUAACAUUUCAGGUCUGAGAACCUCUGACACUUUGGACUAUCACUUAAUCAACAUGUAGAACCUGUUUAUCAAGUAGCAGUUUAUUUAUGUUUUUUUUUUUUUCACCCUCCGUAGCUGACAUCAGCCUGGCGGAAUGGGGCCGCAAAGCCAUCGACAUUGCAGAGAACGAGAUGCCCGGCCUGAUGAAGAUGAGGGAGAUGUACGGCCAGUCCAAGCCCCUGAAGGGCGCCCGCAUCGCAGGCUGCCUCCACAUGACCCUGCAGACCGCCGUGCUCAUUGAGACCCUCACUGCCCUCGGAGCAGAGGUGAGAGACGCUCUUCCAUGCAAGUCUUCCUCUAUGAAGGUUUGACUAGAUACGUUCCUGCACACUGCACGUAGCCUCAAGUGUCACUUUUGUACUUUAAAUGCUAACAUCUUGGUCUGUUGACCUUCGUCACAUUAUCUGACAAAGGACUGUUCUAUUUCAAAUAAAAGUGAAACUUUGUGAGCAAACAGUGUGCUGGAACGUCUUGUCUUUUAUCGGGUCAGGACUCUGGUCAGGCGUAACUAGUUCAUCCUGGUUUCUGAGAGUUCUGUCUCAAACAAAUGAUUUGAGUGGGUCAUAUUAGAAUUGGAAAGCAGGUCUCAUCAAUCUUGCAGGUUUGAGAACCACUGCAAGAAAGGGCAAUACACUUAUUUGAAUAAGACUCUAUGGCAAAGACGAGGCUAAACCUUAGCAAAAACAAGCUGAGGCAUCAUGGGAAUGGAGAAGUCCACACAAGUGUUUCGGUUGACAGUGUUAACUAAAUGUAAGUCACUGUUGAUUGAUUGGCCCCUGUGGUAGCCAUCCACCACAACACUUUAGAUUAAUUUGGUCAGCCAAAAGUCCAACUCAUUCACUUGGCUUCAGCAGAUGCUAAUUUGAUCUCGAUAAAUGUGAAUUGUUAGACGAAUCUUGAUGAUUAAAAUUCCAUGCUUUUUAAAAUGAUUGAUUGACACUGUCUGCAGUGUCAUCGAGUCGCGUAUGAAAAUGUCCAGGCCUACAAUGCAUUUGAAAAGUAUUCAGACCCCUUGACCUUUUCCACAUUUUGUUACAUUAUGUAUUAAAUAGAAAAAACAGGUUAAGACAUUUUAGAACAUUUUUUAAUGUAUUCAGACCCUUUACUCAGUACUUUGUUGAAGCACCUUUAGAGCGAUUACAGCCUAGAGUCUUCUUGGGUAUGAUGCUACAAGCUUGGCACACCUGUAUUUGGGGAGUUUCUCACAUUCUUCUCUGCAGAUCCCCUCAAGCUCUUUCAGGUUGGAUGGGGAGCGUCGCUGCACAGCUAUUUUCAGGUCUCUCCAGAGAUGUUGGAUCGGGUUCAAGUCCGGGCUCUGGCUGGGCCACUCAAGGAUAUUCAGACUUGUCCCGAAGCCACUGCUGCAUUGUCUUGGCUGUGUGCUUAGGGUCGUUGUCCUGUUGGAAUGUGAACCAGUCUGAGGUCUUGAGAGCUCUGGAGCAGGUUUUCAUCAAGGAUCUCUCUGUACUUUGCUCCGUUCAUCUUUCCCUCGAUCCUGACUAGUCUCCCAGUCCCUGCCGCUGAAAAACAUCCCCACAGCAUGAUGCUGCCACCACCAUGCUUCACCGUAGGGAUGGUGCCAGGUUUCCUCCAGACAUGAUGCUUGGCAUUCAGGCCAAAGAGUUCAAUCUUGGUUUCAUCAGACCAGAGAAUCUUGUUUCUCAUGAUCUGAGAGUCCUUUAGAUGCCUUUUGGCAAACUCCAAGCGGGCUGUCAUGUGCCUUUUUACUGAGGAGUGGCUUCCGUCUGGCCACUCGAUCAUAAAGGCCUGAUUGGUAGAGUACAGCACAGAUGUUUGUCCUUCUGGAAGGUUCUCCCAUCUACACAGAGGAACUCUAGAGCUCUGUCAGAGUGAUCAUUGGGUUCUUGGUCACCUCCCUGACCAAGGCCCUUCUCCCCCAAUUGCUCAGUUUGGCCGGACGGCCAGCUCUAGGAAGAGUGUUGGUGUUUCCAAACUUCUGCCAUUUAAGGUUGAUGGAAGCCACUGUGUUCUUGGGGACAUUCAAUGCUGCAGAUAUUUUUUGGUACCCUUCCCCAGAUCUGUGCCUCGACACAAUCCUGUCUCGGAGCUCUAGGGACAAUUCCUUCGACCUCAUGGCUUGGUUUUUGCUCUGACAUGCACUGUCAACUGUGGGACCUUAUAUAGACAGGUGUGUGCCUUUCCAAAUCAUGUCCAGUCAAUUACAUUUACCACAGGUGGACUCCAAUCAAGUUGUAGAAACAUCUGAAGGAUGAUCAAUGGAAACAGGAUGCACCUGAGCUCAAUUCUGAGUCUCAUAGCAAAGGGUCUGAAUACUUAUGUAAAUAAGGUAUUUCCGUAAUAUUAUUUUAUUUAAACCUGUUUUCGCUUUGUCAUUAUGGGGUAUUAUGUGUAGAUUGAGGACAAAAAAUAAUUUAAUCAAUUUUAGAAUGAGGCUGUAACGUUAGAAAAUGGAAGGGGUCUGAAUACUUUCCGAACGCACUAUAUAUAAACACUGAAAUCUAGCCUGUGGUAACUGUAGCAGCAUGGAGGGAAACACUCAUGAGUUACCAGUAUUUUCCCUGGACACAUAGAAUUUCCCUCCUCCCCCGUUCACUGCCCCAAGGCCAUCCUGGUUUUAUCAAAGCUAAGUGCGACUAAGUGUGCACACUUAAUCAGACCGGUUAUCUCUGUCAUUUAAGCAAUGUUCUGAGAAGAGACUUGUGGUGUGGGAGUGCGAACUGAGUGAGAAUGUCCUUGUCAACCUGUGCCCGUUUUUCUCGUCUGUAGGUUCAAUGGUCCAGCUGCAACAUCUUCUCCACUCAGGACCACGCUGCUUCAGCCAUUGCCAAAACUGGGGUUCCAGGUACACACACAAUUGUUUGUUUAAAAACCACUCAGGACCUGCUCUGUGGCUAGCACUGGUUCCAGCCUGCUCUCACUUUGCCCUUGUGCAACAGUAAGAGAUAAGGCAGACCAGAAGUACACAAGGGUCCUCCAUUGGUCUUUAAGGCCUAAGGGGCAGCGUGUUCUGCUACAUAAGCCUGUUGUUCACUCUCAAUAGACUGGUAUCAUGUGAUAUGUCAAUAUAUAUAGAACUGUGACUCUCGAUAAAACUAGAACAUUCUGUUUUCCCCGACCGUGUUGCACAGUCCAAUUUAUUUUAAUUCAGGAGUAGGCCUAUAUUCAUUGCCUAACAUUCAUCCUAUGAGGUCUCUUAGAUGUCACCAUUGCUUAGCGCUACAUUACCCCUGCAGUCAUGUCAAUCUGUGAAGUUCUAGAGGAUAUUUGCUGUUUGGUUUUCCACACAUAAUUAUUUUACACUCUGGUGGUGUUCUGGGGGAGAAGUUACGAGGCCAGAAGAGUAUCAGCGUCUGCAUCAGUGAGGUGCUUAUUUGGUUUGGUCUAUAGCCAGGUUUCAGCCACUCGCUGUUCAAAGCCUUGAAUGUCAUAGGUUGAUAUGAUUCCUGAGUAACACUUCUCCAGGCGUGAUCCUCAGCCCAGUGUGACUGUGGAGAAAAAAUGACCUGGAAUGCGGCCAUUAUGUGUCAAAUGAGUUUUGGAAAGCUCUUCACACUUCAGUUAAUGACAGUAGUUGGAUUUGUCAAGGAAUUUGAUCAUAGGCCAAUAAUGUAGAACUUGUUUCACUAAAGAGAAGUUUACCUAAUGGAUAGAAAGUUUAGAUGAAAAUGAAUGUUCCAAUUGGUAAUUGCCUGCUUUGUUUAAAAUGUUUUCUCCUGGUUCAUGCCUAUAGAACACAACCCUUUUCUCUGCCAUUGCAAAGCGGUCUCUCCUCAACCCUGAUUCUCACGCCUCUCUCAUUGUAGUGUACGCCUGGAAGGGCAUGACUGACGAGGAGUAUGUGUGGUGCAUCGAGCAGACCAUCUACUGGAAGGACGGCCAGCCCCUCAACAUGAUCCUGGACGACGGCGGUGACCUCACCAACAUGGUCCACAAGAAGUACCCCAAACUGCUGUCAGGUACGGGAGCUAGCUACCUCUAACUGACAACCGUCAGGGCCUCACAGAUGGUGCAGCUUAAUUAACAAAACAAGGCACUGUAUUGUUACAGAUCUGCAAACGUUGAAGGGGUAGGGCAGAAAGUGGGAUUUACCGGUCCCAAUUCGUUCCCUCCCCCUUGGCCCCAACCAGAUUUGGGUAGGUUUAAAGUAGUGUAGUGGUUGAGCGCCCAUUUUGCUUUCAGCGUCCACAGACGCAGACUCGAUAGUCCGGUGUCCCAUUGUGACAUAGCUAGGCGGCUCUGACACCACCGUCCAUGGGGGAUGCACAGCCCAAAAUUCCCAACCAACAGGGCUCCAUGUACGCGUCUAUUCAUUUGAAUGUGGUGACGGUUGAAGAAAUUGCUUGAGCCGCGCUGAGAAUUCAAAGUAUGAAAGCCAACGGUCCAAUAUUCUAGGGCACUGUUAUUUUUUUUGCACUCCGACGCUUUACAGAUCUGUAAACAUCAAUCAGAGGGUUAGUUGGGGAGUCUCUCACUGCCCAGUUACUUGCCAUGGCUUAUGGUUAGGGCCAGGAGUUUUGGGGCACCUUUUGAGGCACAGUGCUUUUACUGGUAUUUUCCUGCAUUGUCCACUAGUGUUGCUGCAGGUAGGAAAUAUCAAAGAUCUAUUAUAUUACAUUUACAUUUUAGUCAUUUAGCAGACGCUCUUAUCCAGAGCGACUUACAGGAGCAAUUAGGGUUAAGUGCCUUGCUUAAGGGCACAUCGACAGAUUUUUCACCUAGUCAGCUCGGGGAUUAGAACCAGCGACCUUUCGGUUACUGGCACAUAUUGACAAGAUAGUCGAGUGACCGCUCUAACAAUGGAAAUGCAUGUCCUCAAAGAUGGAAGGCCAUCAUUUGAGACCGUUCUAGCCAAUGAGAUGGCAGAUACGAGCGAGUGAACAGGCACAACUAAGUAUUUUUUUCUGAAGUUGCUGGAAUGUCACGUGCAUUCAUUUAUGAGUACAAUGCCUGGUUGGGCUGUGCUUGGUGGGGGAUUGCCUAAGCCAGGGGAGGCAUAGCGCUGCGACUCUUGUGCUGCUUUGACAUUUUAGUCAUUUAGCAGAUGCUCUUAUCCAGAGCAACUUAGUGAGUUCUUACAUUUUCAUACUUUUUUUCGUACUGGUCUCCCAUGGGAAUCAAACACACAACCCCGGCGUUGCAAGUGCCAUGCUCUACCAACUGAGCCACAUUGGACCACAGACGGUUCAAUCUUUUUUAAAAUCACCGAUAUGGUCUUUUGACCAAUCACAUCAGAUCUUUUUACAUCUUUACAGAACUGAUCUGAUUGGUCAAAAGACCAAUUAGUGAAAAAAUAUCAGAAAACAUAUUAUUUGGCAGAGAAUACUAUUUUGGCGCAUUUUCCAAGGAGGCUUUCAUCUAUGUGGGCCGGCACCCGUGUAUCACUGGGCUAUGGUUCCGGCGGACAUGCUCUACUUGGAGCCAAAGCAAGGCCCUGGGUACUUUUCAGGUGGCAUUUACUUAACAAUGGCUAACUUAACUUUUAAAACCUUCUCACAAAGCAACAGUCUUGAAUGAUGCAGACUUUGAUUCUGUUCGCCACAUAUCUUGUCACACUCCUGAUGGAAACACUAACAUUAGAGCCAACAUUAACAUAAAACACUGGCUGCCCACUGAUGUGGGGGUAACUCUUAAUGGAACUGAACUGUAGAUAAGUGAUUUUACACCUAAUUUGCUCAAGCUAAUCCUCUCCAACGGACUUAAAGUGUAGUGAGUCAAUUAAAUGAACCAUGGAAAUAUAUUGUAGCGAAUUUGGGGGGGGAAAUCUGGUGGGAAGUGAGCGGGCAACCAGAGGGUUGCUGGGAUCAAAUCCAAGAUGCCAUUGCCUGCAGUUGUCCCCUUGAGCAAGGCACUUAACCCCCCACAACAACAGCUCCCCGGGCGCCCAGUGUGGCAGCCCCCUGCACCUCUCCAAAACCUGUACAUUGCAUUUGGAAAGUAUUCAGACCCCUUCACUUUUUGUUACUUUACAGCCUUAUUCUAAAAUGGAUUAAAUUGUUUUAUCCCCUCAUCAAUCUACACACGAUAUCCCUUAAUGACCAAGCAAAAACAAGAUUUUAGACAUUUUUGCAAAUUUAUAAAUCAACUCACACUUACAUAAGUAUUCAGACCCUUUACUCUACUUGGUUGAAGCACCUUUGGCAGUGAUUACAGCCUUGAGUCUUCUUGGGUAUGACGCUACAAGCUUGGCACACCUGUAUUUGGGUUGUUUCUCCUAUUCUUCUCUGAAGAUCCUCUCAAGCGCUGUCAGGUUGGAUGGGGAGCGUUGCUGCGCUGCUAUUUUCAGGUCUCUCCAGAGAUGUUCGCUCGGGUUCAAGUCUGGGCUCUGUCUUGGCCACUCAAGGACAUUCAGAGACUUGUCCCGAAGCCACUCCUGCGUUGUCUUGGCUGUGUGCUUAGGGUCAUUGUCCUGUUGGAAGGGCAACCUUCGCCCCCAGUCUGAGGUCCUGAGCGCUCUGGAGCAUGGUUUUUCAUCAAGGAUCUCUCUACUUUGCUCGGUUCAUCUUUCCCUCCAAUCCAUGACUAGUCUCCCAGUCCCUGCCGCAUCCGAAAAAACAUCCCCACCAUGCUUAACCGUAGGUAUGGUUCAGGUUUCAUCCUGACGUGAUGCUUUGCAGGCCAAAGAGUUCAUCUUUUCAUCAGACCAGAGAAUGUUGUUCUCUGGUCUAGUCGUAGCCUUUUGGCAACUCAAGUGGCUGUUAUGUGCCUUUACUGAGAGUGGCUUCCGUCUGGCAACAUAAGGCAUGGUGGAUGCGCAGAGAUGGUUGCCUUCUGGAGGUCUCCAUCAUUUUACAUGACAUUUUAGUCAUUUAGCAGCGCUCUAUACAGAGCGCUGGAGCAUUGGGGUAAGUGCCUUCUCAAGAUUGUUAACGUCUUUAGCUGACGCUCUUAGCCAGAGCGACUCACAAAUUGGGCGUUCCCUAUCUGGGAUAACCACAAUGGGGGGGGGGGGGCAGAUUCUACCACAGAAUUCUGGAGCUCUGUCAGUGACCAUCGGGUUCUUGGUCACCUCCCUGACCAAGACCCUUCUCCCCCGAUUGCUCAGUUUGGCCGGGCGGCCAGCUCUUGGAAGAGUAUUGGUGGUUCCAAACUUCUUUCAUUUAAGAAUGAUGGAAGCCACUGUGUUCUUGGGACCUUUAAUGCUGCAGAUAUUUUUUGGUACCCUUCCCCAGAUCUGUGCCUCGACACAAUCCUGUCUCGGAGCUCUACAGACAAUUCCUUCGACCUCAUGGCUUGGUUUUUGCUCUGACAUGCACUGUCAACUGUGGGACCUUAUAUAGACAGGUGUGUGCCUUUCCAAAUCAUGUCCAAUCAAUUGAAUUUACCACAGGUGGACUCUAAUCAAGUUGUAGAAACAUCUCAUGGAUGAUCAAUGGAAACCGGAUGCACCUGAGCUCAAUUUCGAGUCUCAUAGCAAAGGUUGUCAAUUUGAAUAAUGUAAAACAUACUGGAUGAUCAUGGAAACCGGAUGCACUUGAGUCUUUCGGGGUGGUUAAAAAGGGUUGAAUACUUAUGUAAAUAGGUUUUGUUUGUAAGAAUUCGAAAUUUUAAAUUCCCGUAUCACUGUUGUGUAUAGUUGACUCAGAUGGGAGAAAUAAUAAUAGUUAUAUCAAUUUUGAUAGGUAACUUACAAAGGUGAAGGGGUCUGAAUACUUUGAUGCACUUGUUGGCUUCCGGAGGUGUUUAAAAGCGGGAUUCCAACAUUUGUUCCAAAAGUGCUAUGGCCCUGUGGCACCUGAGAGAUCUAUUUAGUCCGACGACGAGGUGUAAGAACCACACUUGCAAUAUACCUUGCAAAACUUGACUCGAAAUUGGGAAAUACCACUUGUACUGCUGUAAUUAUCAGCAGGGCUGUUGGUUUGAGUCUUAUACACUAGGUGGCAGCAUUACUCCACAAAGCCAAUACUGAGAGAACCUCAGAACUAAAGGGAUUAGGCAAGCAACAUGCAGCAGGCACUCUAUAACAGUGACUAUUAACUUAAACACAGUCCCUGGGGAACGUUACUUUGGAUUGAAGACUUUAUUGCUGUUUGGAAUGUUAAUUGCCAUUCGUAGUAGUUAUCUCAGAGCAGAGAUCUGGCUGUGGUCCUGAUCCUUUUCAGCCAUGGUUUUGGUACCACCUACCAGAUGUGGAUGCCAUGAAAAAUGGUCUUAAUUAAACAUUCAGUCAUGGUUAAAACAAUGUUAAUUGUCUCCCUCAGGAAUCAAGGGUGUGUCUGAGGAGACCACCACCGGGGUACACAACCUGUACAAGAUGAUGAAGAACGGCGACCUCAAGAUCCCAGCCAUCAACGUCAACGACUCCGUUACCAAGGUAGACCCACUUGUCCUCCCUGAGUAGGGCCAUGCAUGCAUCCUCAGUUCUUAAUAGUGCCAUUUAAAUAAUGCUGGUGAAUACAGGGAUGUAUUAAAUAGGGGUGCAAUGUGUAGAAUGUAAACAGAACUCAUAUAGAUGGGUCAUUAAUAGAACUGAUACACUUGCGCGUUCUAUCCAACCAUCGUUGGUUGUUAUAAAAUGUAUUUUUUGAGUUGUGCAUUUUGUAAUGUUGCACCCUCCUGAGUAGGCAGCGGGUAUUACGUUCCAAUACAUUGACUCCCUCUCUUAAUACCAGCUCUCGCUCUCCCCCUCCAGAGCAAGUUUGACAACCUGUACGGCUGCAGAGAGUCCCUGAUUGAUGGGAUCAAGCGGGCCACAGACGUGAUGAUCGCCGGGAAGGUGGCGGUUGUUGCCGGAUACGGUGACGUCGGCAAGGGCUGUGUUCAGGCCCUCCGUGGGUUCGGUGCCCGAGUCAUAGUCACAGAGGUGGACCCCAUCAACGCUCUGCAGGCUGCCAUGGAGGGUGUGUACCAUUCUUAAGUUUGGUUAUAUGACAACGUUCUUGUUUUGAUUUGACAGUAUCCCAGAACGUUCUUGGAGAUUCAACAGCUCAUAGAAAGUUGGUUAUAGGUGUGCGUUCUGUUGUCUCCGGUGCCUAGCAAAUAUAAUUGAGAGAACUGUUUUUAAGUUCCGGGCCAUAUUAUAAGUGACGUGUAAACGAUUUCUGCUUUACCCCAUCUCAUUUGUUCACCGCAGCAGUGAGCUCAACUUUAUACAUUUGAGCUUAUGUUAUUGAUUACUAGUUCUACAUUUUUGUGUAGUAUUACUACAGUACAUACUAGUUGUUGUGUUAUUUCAUUGUCUUUUGUGAUAAUGUUGUAGGAUACGAAGUCACCACCAUGGAGGAGGCUUGCAAGGAGGGAAACAUAUUUGUGACCACCACCGGCUGUGAGGACAUACUUUUGGGCAAGUAGGUAUCAUUUUGGAGUCCGGUAGAGCACCAUGCAACCACGCUCUGUCUGAUCAGAAGUACAGUUAAAUCCUACGUUGUUGUCAUUCCUCAAUUCAGUGAUUGUAUGCAACACAGGAAAAUGCAUUCAGAGUAGAUGUUACCUCUAGGUACAGAUCUCAGAUCGGCUUAUUCUCGCCCCAUAUUAUUUCUGAGGAAUGGCCACUAGCCUAAAACCCUUCCCUUUAGUGGAGGAAACUUAAAGCUGACCUGAUGCCGCAGUCACGUGCUAUCAGAAACUCUGAAUCUGCGAGUAAAAAUGAACCAAAGUUAUUUGCGUAGAGCUUCCUAUUGGUUGAUUGUGAUACUUUCCAAGUGGGGGAAACUCGGGAGCAUCUUUCUACAACCAGUAGACAUUUCAGAGUUUCCUAGUUCCGACUAGCAUGUGAACGCAGCCUUAUAGCAGUGUCUUGGGGCAACAUCGUCCUUCUCUGAAAUGUAACUGUAGCCGUGUCUACAACAGGCCAUUAAUGUACACACUGGUGUGCUCCCCAGACACUUUGAGCACAUGAAAGACGACUCCAUCGUUUGCAACAUCGGCCACUUCGACUGUGAGAUCGACAUGAACUGGCUCAAUGCCAACGCAGCCGAGAAGAUAAACAUCAAGCCACAGGUAAGACUAACCACACACACCCUAGAUGUGCUACGUAGGUUAUGUCUACAGUAAUGUAGCCCUUGAGUUUCGGCCAUUGUCAUAUAUAUACGAACGUUCUCCUCCCGCUAGGUGGACCGCUACCGCAUGAAGAGCGGGCCGCCACAUCAUCGUGCUGGCUGAGGGCAGAUUGGUCAAUCUGGGCUGUGCCAUGGGCCACCCCAGCUUUGUUAUGAGCAACUCCUUCACCAACCAGGUGUUGGCCCAGAUUGAGCUGUGGAAGAACACCAGCAAGUACCCCCUGGGAGUCUACUUCCUGCCCAAGAAGGUGAGCCAUUGAGCGGAGAAACACCGUUUCCACUUGUCUUUUAAUCACCAGAUUGAUUGUGUAUUAUGUAGCUAUGCAGUUGCGGGCACUAAAGUUGGGUUGCACGGCGAAAUUGGCAGAACAAAUGCCACUAUGCGUGCACAAUGUGGCACUCUAGUCUCGCUACUUAUAGCAAUAUUUUGUCACAACCUGUAUAUGGUGCAGGGUUUUAAAAAGGGUUAAAUGUUUUCAGUGCAUGCAGCUGUAUACAGUUUAAUAGGAAAGAAAUGUUGCGAUAAGACAUAGAAAUGUUGAGUGGAUACCAUGUGGUUUUCUCUAAAAAGCAAGCAGUGUAUCCUAAGUUGACCCCGCUGUAACCCUUGGUCGAAAUGAAGUGGUUUCGGGGACUGUGGGGAAAAUACCAGGUGGACACGGGUAGAUUUUUCCAGUUCUCAGCAUUGGACAUGCAUUUGUGCAGGUAGUAGUAUGUAAUCAAAUAUGCUCCAUUUAACAUUACAGCGUAGCCUGUAUUCAGUUUGCAGAACUGCGUAAUGCAUAUUUUAUUGAUCUCUGCUUGAGUUGAGGAUGUUCUUAAAGGAUAAUUCCGCCACUUUUCAACCUCUUAUUCAUUAUCUCCGCACCAUACCAGUGUCUCCAUACAGUAUGUGAAAAUGGCGUGUUUCUUUGAUCUGGCGUUAAAAAGGUCAGAAGAAGGGUCCUAAAAUGCUUGUGUCAUCACCGGGUAGGAUUAAAAGUAAGAAAAACAGUGCUUUUUUCAAAAUCUGCAAUGAGUUUCUAGCCAGAGGGAGGGUAUUUUCUUGCUCCCAAGUCACCACUAAUCUUAGCGUUUGAAAAUCAUCGGGUAGAACUUUUCAAAUUAAUUCAAAAAUUUUUCACAUAUGUAAACACUGGUAUUGUGUUGGAGAUGAUUGCUUCAUUGUGGAUUGUAUAUUAUAUGUCUUGUGACUAUUCAAAGAAAUGGAAAUUAGGCUAAAUGUGCAUAAUGGCUGAUUAACCCUGAAAUGGGUAGCCAAAAUGAGGCUCUUUGUACUUGGGGCAGAAAUUGAGCAUUACAGUGUCAUUUUGCAUUGAGUGACACAUGGGUUUUGGUGAACAUCUUAAGGCCUUUAACUGAAGCCAUACGCUCAGAGCUGAGCGCAAGAGAUAUGCUCAUGAGAAGUUGGGAACUAAGCCAGGGAAGGUUCUCUUGAGUGCCUGCCGACUAGCAGGAAUUCCAUCCAUAGCAUCACGAACCGUACCCCAUGUGGAAAAAAAAAAGAGAAUUCCAGCUGCAUACCUAACCCAUCCCUAAGAGGUCAACCUAUUGCCAUAAGAGAAUAUGUUUUUAUUUAUUUUGUUGAAGAGUACAUGGUCUGUCAAAUAGAUGAACCACCCCUGUGAUGUAUAAUUCUUCUGUUGCUAAAAACCUCAUGUUCAGCCUUGUCUUGACGGCCAUGUUUUGACAGCUCCAUUGAAUUCUGUCUGCUCUUGGCAUUGACGGCAGUUUUGAAAAUGCUCCUGUGAUUUUGACCCAACUGCUUGGGAGCAACAAAGCAUGUUGUUCACUAAUUUACUCCAAGUAGGGAAAGGAUGGUGGGGUUGAAAAGUAAUAAAGGGGAGUAUAUAUAUAUAUAUAUUUAAAAAAACAUGGGGGAUUGGAAGUGAUGCAGACAUCUACAUUGAUAGAUUGUAUCUUCUAUCUGCAAUAUUAAGCUGAUCCAUUCCAAAAAAAUAAAAAAAAUAAAGCAUGUUAAUUUUUUUUGUCUUGUGUGGUAAAUGUGGUUCGAGUGAUUGAACCCUGUAACUAAUCGACUCGUUUUGUCCCAGUGUAAGGAAACGUUAUUCAGAAUUUGACUUGUAUCAUCCUUUUCUCUUGUUUGCAGCUGGAUGAGGAGGUGGCUGCUGCCCAUCUUGACAAGCUCGGCGUCAAGCUGACCAAGCUUUCGGAUAAGCAAGCCAAAUACCUGGGACUGCCCCGCGAAGGACCCUUCAAGCCUGACCAUUACCGCUAUUGA